This is a messenger RNA of Xiphias gladius (swordfish), 901 nucleotides long. RefSeq names its product homeobox protein Hox-D4b-like. Gene Ontology annotation, molecular function: DNA-binding transcription factor activity, RNA polymerase II-specific; RNA polymerase II cis-regulatory region sequence-specific DNA binding. Bases 149 to 901 code for a protein of 250 amino acids. Gene Ontology annotation, cellular component: nucleus. The transcript has 2 exons. NCBI's taxonomy places the organism in Eukaryota, Metazoa, Chordata, Actinopteri, Istiophoriformes, Xiphiidae. Gene Ontology annotation, biological process: embryonic skeletal system morphogenesis; regulation of transcription by RNA polymerase II; anterior/posterior pattern specification. The record is from RefSeq and is a predicted model, not a curated record.
GGCUGGCCGCAGGGUCACGUGGCCCGCGCGGCUGUCCGUCUAUUUGACAGCCGCAAGGAUGGCUUGAUGCCAGAGGGGGAAAAGAGACAGAGAGAGGGGAGAGAAAGAAAAAUUAGUAUUCUCCUACCAGCCUCGCUAUAAAUCAAUCAUGGAGUCCUACGUGGUGAGCUGUAAAUAUGCUGAGCCGCAGUUCCCGCCUUGUGAAGAAGAUUACAGUAAUUUUAGUGACCAAGGGGGGUAUUACAACAACCCCCAGGACAGUGGUAGUUAUGGAGGGGGCUACCAGCCCAUGCAGCCCCCUCCGCCUCCAUACACACCACAACAAACCGGCUAUCAACGCUCUUUGCAGGGGAACCAGCGGGAGGAUGGAGAGGACCACUCGCAGCACCAAGGUGCGCCCUUCCCCGGCUACAGAGAGACCGUGGCGCCCGGGAAGGAGAGGUACCCCGUGGGUGACCUGCAGUGCCAGGCCUGGAUGACCUGUGCGAAGCCCGCUCAGGUGCAGAGGAAAACGGCCUGCCAGGGCAAAGACAAGCCGCCCAUUGUUGUCUACCCUUGGAUGAAGAAAGUGCACGUCGCGCAUGUUAACCCGAACCACGUGGGACCCGAGCCAAAGCGGUUGCGGACGGCCUACACGCGCCAGCAGGUCCUGGAGCUCGAGAAGGAGUUCCACUUCAGCCGCUACCUCACGCGCCGCCGCCGCGUCGAGGUGGCCCACGCGCUCUGCCUGUCCGAGCGGCAGGUGAAGGUGUGGUUCCAGAACCGGCGCAUGCGCUGGAAGAAGGACAACAAGCUGCCGAACACCAAAGGACGAAGCAAAAACAAGAAAGCGACGGACAACAGCGGCAGCGGCGGCGGCGUCGUCGUCGGCGGCAACGUGAAGGCGGUGAUAACCGUGUGA